GAUCCUAAUCCCUACAAAAUUUCGCAAACGAUAGCGGAAUUUUUUUCCGUCAUCUUUCUCCUCUGUACCCUAAUUUUUUUGAUUGGGGGGAAUGAUUGUUUUACCCUAAUCAAUUCGUCGACGUUAUUCCAUAUAAGAGCUACACUGCUUUGUCAUCGCUAAAUUAUGCCAUGGAAUGAGAUUGCAAGUUGCAAAAGCAACUAUGGCUGUUCGUUGCUCUUCGACUUCGCCUGCUUGGCGUGAGAGGUCGUUUUGAACGAGUAGCUAAACACCUCCUUGCCGUUCUUCUGUUGGAUCGGAAGUCACGACGACGACGGGAGCUUGCUUGUUGCGAAGGUAGCCAUCUUUCUUCCCUUCGCGCGCUUCUUCGUCCAAAUCCCGUAAAUCCGCCGAACUCCCGGAUUUAGUAAGAGGGAAACGGAGGAUUUAACUCGCUGUGAGAUUUAACAGUUCCCUAAAUCCUGUUUGGAAGGAUUUAGCAUAAAUCCUAAAGUUUCCGAGAACUGCUUGGGUCUCUAAAGCCGCAGAGAUGAGUCAUGGAACGAGGUGGUUGCAUCACCUCAGUAAGCUAAGCUCUGCUAAUAUCUCGUCUGGGUUGAUCGAGAAAGGGCAGAAUCGAGUAAUUGACGCUUCUCUCACGCUGAUUCGUGAGAGGGCCAAGCUCAAGGGAGAACUUCUCCGUGCUUUGGGUGGAGCAAAAGCUUCAGCAACACUUCUUGGAGUUCCACUUGGCCACAAUUCAUCUUUCUUGCAAGGCCCUGCCUUUGCGCCUCCUCGCAUUAGGGAGGCCAUAUGGUGUGGCAGCACUAAUUCUAGUACUGAAGAAGGCAAAGAACUAAAUGAUCCUCGUGUUUUAACUGAUGUUGGCGAUGUUCCUAUCCAAGAGAUUCGAGACUGUGGUGUAAAUGAUGACAAAUUAAUGAAUAUAAUUAGUGAAUCUGUCAAACUAGUGAUGGAAGAAGAACCACUUCACCCAUUAAUUUUAGGUGGUGAUCACUCUAUUUCAUAUCCUGUUGUUAGAGCUGUGUCAGAAAAGCUUGGCGGACCGAUAGACAUUCUUCAUCUUGAUGCCCAUCCUGAUAUCUACGAUGCAUUUGAAGGCAAUAAAUACUCCCACGCUUCUUCUUUUGCACGAAUAAUGGAAGGGGGUUAUGCUCGUCGACUACUACAGGUUGGGCUUAGAUCAAUUACUGCAGAAGGUCGCGAGCAAGGAAGAAGAUUUGGUGUGGAGCAGUAUGAAAUGCGCACAUUUUCAAGGGAUCGACAUGAGUUGGAAAAUCUGAAACUCGGUGAAGGAGUAAAGGGGGUUUACAUCUCCAUAGAUGUGGAUUGUCUUGAUCCAGCAUUUGCCCCCGGAGUUUCUCAUAUCGAACCAGGAGGCCUAUCGUUCCGUGAUGUCCUGAAUAUCCUCCACAAUCUGCAAGCUAACGUUGUAGCCGCUGACGUAGUAGAAUUCAAUCCCCAGCGAGAUACUGUCGACGGAAUGACUGCUAUGGUGGCUGCCAAGCUGGUGAGGGAGCUCACAGCUAAGAUUUCUAAAUAGAGCAGUCUUUCUAUAUCCAUUUUAGAUCAAAGAGAAGAUGUAAAAUUUAGAGAUAAAAAGAUGUACAUGUGCAGGUGGGGACUAUGGCUUUAUCUUUGUGUUUGUUCUUUAAGCAAAUUGGCUGAACAAUUGCAUGUGCAUAUGUUGCAGCACUGCUCCAACAGCAGCAAGGGCUCGUACUAUUGCCGUUCUAGUGCUUUAACAUACGUGAAGCCUGGAUAUAAUCAGACUCAUUAUAUGUAUAUUUGAGCUAAUUAAGGUAAACGCACAUUAAUUAAUAUGUGCUACUACAUA
Molecule: messenger RNA, 1837 nt
Organism: Dendrobium catenatum
Lineage: Eukaryota; Viridiplantae; Streptophyta; Magnoliopsida; Asparagales; Orchidaceae
Product: arginase 1, mitochondrial
Exons: 6
Coding region: 530-1543 (337 amino acids)
Molecular function (GO): metal ion binding; agmatinase activity
Source: RefSeq, a predicted model, not a curated record